AAUUCACAAAAAAGUGUCUAGUGUUUGAUAAUGAAAACAAGGGGAAUCAGGAAGUAGAGGUCUUAUCUCGAAGAAGGGAGCUUAGAAAAAGAGGUUACAUAAAUUACACUGAAUCAGAUGUGGAAACAAAUUCGGAAUCAGAUUAUGUUGAAAAAACAUCAAAAAAGUUAAAUA
This is a messenger RNA of Racocetra persica, 174 nucleotides long. Lineage: Eukaryota; Fungi; Glomeromycota; Glomeromycetes; Diversisporales; Gigasporaceae. The record is from the annotation of a GenBank genome assembly.